AUUCAUCAUUUUUGCACUUCCGUGAAUCAGAUUGUGACAUAGGAGGGUCUUCAUCUUGUGAAUCUAUGCUUUCUCUCAACACAGAAAAAAUUCUGAGUCAAGCGAAGUUGCUUGCAGAGCAAAAACGAUUUCCAUUUGCUACUGAUAAUGACAACACAAAUGAAGAAUUGGCAAUUGCUUACGUGUUGAUUGGCAACGGCUUGUAUGAUGAAGCCAUACGACACUUUUCAACAAUGCUGCAGGAAGAACCAGAGCUGGUUAGUGCCAUUUAUGGACGAGGGAUAGCAUAUGGCAAAAAAGGACUACAUGAUAUGAAAAAUGCUGAACUUGCACUGUUUGAGCUCAGUAGGGUGAUUAGUCUAGAACCAGAUCAUCCUGAAGUAUUUGAACAGCGAGCAGAAAUAUUGUCCCCACUAGGACGAAUCAGUGAAGCAUUAUCUGAUCUCACCAAAGCUAUUCAGCUACAACCAUCAGCACGGCUCUACAGGCACAGAGGUACCCUUUACUUCAUAUCUGAGGAUUAUGCAACAGCCCAUGAGGAUUUUCAGCACUCAUUGGAACUGAACAAAAAUCAGCCUAUAGCUAUGCUUUAUAAAGGCUUAACCUUUUUUCACAGAGGACUUUUGAAGGAAGCCAUUGACUCAUUCAAAGAAGCUCUGAAGCAGAAAGCAGACUUCAUAGAUGCAUAUAAAAGUCUGGGACAAGCCUACAGAGAACUUGGCAACUUCGAUGCUGCUACAGAGAGCUUCCAGAAGGCUUUGCUCCUAAAUCAAAAUCAUGUUCAGACGUUACAGCUCAAAGGAAUGAUGCUUUAUCAUCAUGGUAGCUUAGAUGAAGCACUAAAGAAUUUCAAGAGAUGUCUACAGCUGGAACCGUACAAUGAAGUAUGCCAGUACAUGAAAGGCCUCAGCCAUGUUGCAAUGGGACAAUUUUAUGAAGGCAUAAAAGCUCAGACUAAAGUUAUGUUAAAUGAUCCGCUACCAGGUCAGAAGGCCAGCCCAGAAUAUCUGAAAGUUAAAUACCUCCGAGAGUAUUCUAGAUACUUACAUGCGCAUUUGGAUACCCCUCUUACAGAGUAUAAUAUUGAUAUAGAUCUUCCUGGAAAUUUCAAAGACCACUGGGCCAAAAAUCUUCCUUUUCUUAUAGAAAAUUAUGAAGAACAGCCAGGGUUACAGCCACAUAUAAAGUGA
Molecule: messenger RNA, 1190 nt
Organism: Pterocles gutturalis (yellow-throated sandgrouse)
Lineage: Eukaryota; Metazoa; Chordata; Aves; Pterocliformes; Pteroclidae
Product: tetratricopeptide repeat protein 13
Exons: 11
Molecular function (GO): protein binding
Source: RefSeq, a predicted model, not a curated record